This is a messenger RNA of Salvia hispanica, 1627 nucleotides long. Its product is annotated as proline transporter 1-like. NCBI's taxonomy places the organism in Eukaryota, Viridiplantae, Streptophyta, Magnoliopsida, Lamiales, Lamiaceae. The record is from RefSeq and is a predicted model, not a curated record.
GCUUCAGUCAACGCAUACAAUCGAAUCCGUUUACAUGAAGGAUCCCGAGAAGCGCGGCUAUAUAUGUAACGAGCCCCCAAUGAAUGGAGCCCCGCAGCCAUUUGUCCUCUCCCAGAUCCUUGAUAGCGGCGGAGAGGAGGAGAAGGAGGCGACGCGGCUGCUGGCGGAACAAAUGGAGUUUCCUGAAGGAAACGGCGUCGUUGGGGCCGAUGGAAAAGUGCACUCCGAUUACCAUUUGGAUGUUGAAAUGCCUGAUACUGCACAUCAGAUUAGCCACGACUCGUGGUUUCAAGUCGGGUUUGUUCUCACAACGGGGAUAAACAGUGCCUAUGUGCUAGGAUACUCGGGCACCAUCAUGGUUCCGUUGGGAUGGGUAGGUGGCGUGGUUGGACUUAUUCUCGCCACGAUGAUAUCUUUGUACGCGAAUACUUUAGUUGCCAAGCUUCAUGAAUUUGGAGGAAAGAGGCACAUCAGAUAUAGAGACCUUGCUGGAUUUAUAUAUGGUAAAAAUGCGUAUGCUCUUACAUGGGGACUCCAGUAUGUGAAUCUCUUCAUGAUCAACGUUGGAUAUAUUAUUUUAGCUGGGAGUGCCCUUAAGGCUGUGUAUGUUCUGUUUAGAGACGACCAUGAUAUGAAACUCCCGUACUUUAUUGCUUUAGCUGGCCUUGCCUGUGCUGUCUUUGCUAUUUGCAUACCUCAUUUAUCAGCACUGCGUAUUUGGCUGGCGUUCUCUACAUUCUUCAGCCUUGUAUACAUCGUCGUAGGUUUCGCCCUGGCGCUUAAAGAUGGCAUAAAUGCUCCUCCAAGAGAUUACAGCAUUCCUGGAACAAAAGUAGGCAAGAUUUUCACAAUUAUAGGUGCAGCAGCAAAUCUCGUUUUCGCCUUCAACACUGGAAUGCUUCCAGAAAUACAGGCUACAGUGAGACCGCCGGUCGUUCAGAACAUGAUGAAGGCUCUGUAUUUCCAGUUCACAGUUGGGGUUCUGCCAAUGUAUGCAGUUACCUUCAUGGGAUACUGGGCUUAUGGAUCCGCGACAUCGGCCUACUUGCUGAACAACGUUAAGGGUCCGAUCUGGGUGAAGACUUUUGCUAACAUCUCUGCUUUCUUGCAAACAGUCAUUGCUUUGCAUAUAUUUGCAAGUCCGAUGUAUGAGUAUUUAGAUACAAAGUUCAGUAUCAAAGGUAGCGCUCUAGCUGUGCGCAAUCUGUCUUUCAGAAUCCUGGUGAGAGGGGGCUACUUAGCCAUCACCUCGUUGGUGUCUGCGUUGCUGCCCUUUUUAGGAGAUUUCAUGAGCCUAACAGGGGCUGUGAGCACGUUCCCGCUCACCUUCAUUCUUGCAAACCACAUGUAUCUCAUCGCGAAGAAGAACAGGCUGAGUUUUCUGCAGAAGAAGUGGCAUUGGCUCAACGUCGUCUUGUUUAGUUGCAUGUCAGUUGCAGCUGCAGUUGCUGCUGUGAGACUCAUUGUUGUGCAUUCAACAACUUAUGAUGUUUUUGCUGAUUUAUAAUUUUCAUAAUUUCCCCUCUAGUUUUUGCUUGAAGGGGGGUUGUGUUAUCUGGCUCAAGGUUUGCUAGUGGUGUUACCAUUUUAGUUCAUUAUUUAUAUAUGCUUUGCUUGUUUGAAUUUU